ACGUCGCUGAUCCAAUGGUGUGCAACCGUGCAGCCUAUAAAAGCUGGUCCGGAGCCAAGGCUCGCACCAGAUCGGCUCGUGUGUUCAGAGGGAGCAAUCCAGGCAGCGCACUCGGCGGCUACAACCAUGUCGGCAACCUGGGGCUACGGAGCAGACAACGGUCCGUCCCGUUGGGCUGAGCAAUUCCCCGUGGCGAAGGAUGGCCGCCGGCAGUCACCCAUCGAGAUCAAGAAUGCGGAAACCAAGUACGACCCGAGCCUGAAGCAGCUAAACCCUAGCUACGACCCAUCCGGUGCAAAGAGCCUCAUUAACAACGGUGUAUCGGUCCAGGUGGAUUUCGACGACAGCAAAGGACAGUCGGUACUGUCAGGUGGCCCCAUUAAAGGUAAAUUUCGGCUGCGUCAGUUCCACUUACAUUGGGGAUCCCGUGAUGAACAUGGCAGUGAACAUAUAAUAGAUGGAAAAUCAUACCCUGCAGAGCUUCACCUGGUACACUGGAAUGCAGAAAAGUAUCCUAGUUUUGAAGUGGCUGCUAAAGAACCUGAUGGCUUGGCUGUACUUGGUGCCUUCCUAAAGAUAUCUGAUGAAAAUCCAGCACUGAAAAGAAUUAUUAGUUCGCUGGAUAGUGUCAAAGUGAAGGGUUCAAGAAUUGAGUUCAAAGACUUCGACCCUAUCACACUGCUGCCGCCACGUCUCAAUUAUUGGACUUAUCUGGGAUCCUUGACAACCCCUCCUCUGUAUGAGAGUGUCACCUGGAUUUUGCUUAGGGACCCUAUUCCUAUAAGCAAAGAACAGAUGGCAAAGUUCCGCACCUUGCAGUUCACGGGGCCAGAUAAUCUCAUGCAGGACAACUUCCGACCACCCCAGCCCCUGAACAACAGGGAGGUCCAAAGAAAUUUCCAAUAAGAUUAGGAUUUGCACACUGUUAGCAGCUUGCUUUCCUGAAUUAAUGAGCAAUAGUCUGUAAUUCCCCUCUGUUCCCUUCCCCAUACAGUUAGAAUAGAUGUAAUGGGCAGCCAUCCUCAAGCACAAAUUAAUAAAUGAUCACCAGAGAGACUAUGGCUGCCAUUCAUUUGCUCUUAAGUUCCUAUAACUUAGCAAAAGGUAAAGCAAUCAGUUUGUAUUCAAAAUACUACUUGAAAGUAGUCUAACUGAGUGAAGGAUUAAUUAUAGCACUGAAUAUAUUCAAGUUUAAAUGAAGUUUUUUUUUUGAGUUAACUGCAAGGUAACUUACAAAGCUAAUUAUAUUAAAUGUUUAUAAAGAGCUUAUUCAUAGAAUUAUUUUGACCAAUGCAAUAAGUUAUAAGCCAUAGAAGUGAGUAAAUAAAUGUUUCACUGUC
Messenger RNA from Pristis pectinata (smalltooth sawfish), 1340 nucleotides. RefSeq names its product carbonic anhydrase 13-like. The record is from RefSeq and is a predicted model, not a curated record. The transcript is spliced from 7 exons. Lineage: Eukaryota; Metazoa; Chordata; Chondrichthyes; Rhinopristiformes; Pristidae. Gene Ontology annotation, molecular function: carbonate dehydratase activity; zinc ion binding. The coding region runs from base 127 to 906 and encodes 259 amino acids. Gene Ontology annotation, cellular component: cytoplasm.